GGGCUGUUGCAAACGAGAUGGCUGGGGCAAUUCGGCCGCCGGGCGGCAGGGGGAGCUCGCGCGGCGCCGGGAAGGCUGCGCCUGCGCUGUUGCGCCGCCAAAAUGGUCGACUCGGAGGACGAGUUUCGGCAGCGGGACCCGCCGGGGCGGCGGCGGGGGGCGGCGGCGCGCGGGGCAGGCACAGUCGCUGCUCCCGCCGCCGGGCCGUCUCCCGUCCCCCCGGAGUGCGGGCUCAAGAGAGGCGGCGCCCCUCGGCCGGCCGGGAGGAAGAGGCGGCGGGAGGCGGGCGGGGAACCGCUGGCGGUUCCGGCCAGGUCCCGCUUGGAGGCCGGGCCCGGCGGGAAGCGGCCCAGGGCUGAGGCGAGGGGCCGCGGGAGGCCGCCGCCGCCGCUGCUGCUCCAAGGGCCGGAGGAGGCCCGCCGCGGACUCGAGGCCCGGGCGGCCCUGCUGCUCUCGGAGGCCCCGGCCGCGCCCCGCACGCCCCCGCUGCCCGCCAGCCGCUGGAAAGGAGCCCCGGCUAAUGCGAGCCCGGGAGGCUGGCUGUGGGAGCUGAGCUCGUUGACGGGCGCCCCGGCCGUCGCCCCUUGGGGGGCCGAUCAGAGGCCGGAAUUCGGCACGGCCGGGGCGCCAGCGGAGCCUCCAGAGACGGAGCGUUUCCCAAGCAGAACCGGCGAGUGCUUUAAAGCCGGCAGUCCGAGAGAUGCCGAUACCCUGCAAGAUCUCCUGGAGCUGGCCGGGGAAGGACUCACGUUCACCCAGUGGAGCCUUGAUGUUGGGCGGCUGGAGCACCCGGAACAAGAACAGAUGCCAGGUGUUCAGCAAAAGGCUUUUACUCGGUUGUUGGAGAAGCAGCAGCAGCAGCAGCAGCAACUAUCUCAAAAAUGCUCUUGUGAAACAUUCCCUCUUGGCUCACUGGCUGCUGCCUUCAAGGAGAUGGUCAAUAACCCUCAUUUGAGUGAUAUCCAGAUCCAGGUGGAUAGUGGGGAAGUCUUUUAUGCCCAUAUGUUUGUAUUGUAUGCACGGUGUCCUCAACUUUUACAAUUUGUUGAUCACAGACGUUUUGUGGUGGCUGAAGAAGGAGAAGUUGGAGCCUCCCGCGUGCUGUUAUAUGACGCUCCAGGGGAUGCUGUCGCUCUAUUCUUGAAGUACCUCUACACAGCUGAAUAUUUCAUACCCCAACAUUUGCUGUCAGAUGUGAUUGACCUAGCAAUAAGGUUUGGAGUGAAAGAAUUGGCUGCUCUGUGUGAAGGCCAACCUAGUGAAGAGAUAUCUGUGGAAAAGCCAGCUGAUGAUAAAGACAAAGUUGGAGAUUUUGAAGAACUUUUGAAAUCCAUGUGGCAGGAUGAAGAUGAGGAAACUGUGGCAAAAGCUGUAUGCAGAGAUGAAAUCAGUGACAGUAUGAAUGAGCAGGAAUUAGAGGAGAUUUAUGAGUUUGUGGCUACUCAGCGCAGAAUGACCUCUGAUGAAGCCAGGAAGGAAAAGGUCUGCACUGAAUAUAGAUGUGAUGAAGUGGAAAAGAAGAUUGGCCAAGAUGGUGGUUCUUGCCCAAGAAAGGUGCUGGAGAAGCCCAGAAGAGGUGUGACAAUUAAGAAAAGUGAAAUAAAAUGUGAUCACGAGUCAUCCAAAUUGAGAACCUCUAUUGCCAGCAUGGGAAAAGAUCUGAAAAAGUAUUCUGUUGAGUUCCAGCAAAAUUUGAAAGAAAUAGUGUCCUUCAGAGCAAGUAGUAGAAAAGAACCCACAAGUGAGAUUCAUCUCGGGUUAGCUGGGGAUUCUACUCAUAGUAAUCAUCUCGAGACGUCUGCAACCCAAUUUUCUGUCUCAGAAAUGAAAUGUUGUUCUGUCUGGAAGCAGAAUAUUAACAUAGCCAAAGAUAAAACUACAGCAAGAAAUUUUUCAAGGCUUUUUCAAGCGCCAGCAAAAGAUCUCCAGAUGAGUUUGCCAAGAGACCUAGAAGUUCCUUUCUCUCCAAUAACAUCUGGAUCACAGCCAAACAUAUUAGAUAGGCUUCCCUCUCAAAAUGAAAAGCAACAGAAUACAAACAGGAAGGGAGAGGCUCCUAUCGGCAGCCUAGAGAAGUCUGGUGCGGUAAAUCCUCAGGAUCUGAAUAUUACGAGUAACCAUAUUGUAGUACUGGAUUCUGAUGAAGAGCUGGAACGGGAGGCAGAAAAGAAACUGGCAGAGGCUGCUUCAAGCUUCUCUGAGCAACAGUCAUGGCAUAAAGAGAGCCCUGUUGCUGAUGUCCUAAACUGCUGGAGCCCAGCCCCUCCCCAGCAGGAUGUAAGUAAAGUGGGAGAUGGAUUGGGCACAUUAAUUUGUAAUGAGGCACAAUCUUUGGGUGAAUGCCAUCAGCCCUUGGACCCGAGUGGUCACAAAGAAGGCAGCUUCUGGGAAGGUUUAGGCUGGAGUGAAGGAAGGACAUUGGUGGUGCCUGAAACUCCUCUGGCAGCCUGGAAUAGCUUGAAUGAUGUGCAGGUCGAAAAAUCCAGGUUGAAUUCUUCCCUUGAAAAGCAAUGGACUCAUGAAGCCCAGACAGAACCGUUGUCUUGCAGCUAUGAACUGCUGCCGGUGCUUUCAUCUACCUCUUUGCUUGAAAUAGAGAAACCUGACAAUGGCCUAUGUGCAGCAGAGAGAGAUGUGGUGGUUGUGGAUGACAGUGAGGAGGAGCAGGAAGCAGUGCCGCUAUGUUCAAGGGGCAUCUUUGUAGAACCUUUGGAGGCAAUAACUGCAAAUGCCAGAAAUCCUUUGAGGACUUCUGUCCACAUGUUUGACAUGCAGAACAAUCACCCUGUGACUGUUGCUAGUAGUGUAACUAAUUCAGCAGCCACGUUCCAUUUUGGAGUGGGAGAUUUGCUACUGCACAACUCUCAGAAUUGGCCUGGAGAAGACUUUGACAGCAAUGUAGCUCUUCCUGCCAGCUCAAGUUUGUCUGCUUCCAUACCUGUUCCAAAGAUUUCUGAUCUUGCCUUGCAAGCCAGGGACAUCUCUUGCGUUACUCCGCUCAUGCCCUUUCCACCUUAUUCAAGCAUGGACACCCCAGAACUGAAGAAGGAAUUGAGCAGAUUUGGUGUCCGUGCUCUCCCAAAACGGCAGAUGGUUUUAAAACUGAAGGAAAUUUUUCAGUUUACUCACCAACAGGCAGGAACAGACUCUAAGAAAAAAUCUAUGCCAGUUUUUACCAGUUCCUUUCAGAAACUGCAGCAAAAAUGUCUGUCCCCUUAUCGACUGCUUCAGGGGAGCCCAAAUACGACUAACCAUACAGAUCUCUCUGAAGGAGGUGCUCAAAAGCCAGAGGCUGGACUUGGGUGGCCAAAGGGAGCUGCUCUUCCUACAAACAGAGCAACUGAUGGAGAGGGCAAUGGAGACCUAAUCCUGACAACUUCUGAAGUGCCAGCUGGCACAAGAAGAGCUGGAAGUGAGACUUAUGCAGCAUCUCAAAGUUCAUCCGUGGAGUUUAAAGUCAGCAUGCUGGCAGAGAAAGAAGGAAAUGUACCAGCCUCUUCGAUUGCUGCUAGCGGUGAGGGUCAGAAGCUGGAAAUCUUGAAGCACUAUAUUCAUUCCAAUCCAUCUCUUUGCCAGCAAAUUCUGCUAUAUCAGCCCAUUGAACUGUCUGUACUGCAUGCAGAACUGAAGCAAAAUGGCGUAAGGAUUGCGUUGGACAAGUUGUUGGACUUUUUGGAUGCCAACUGCAUCACGUUUACCAAUGCAGAAGCUCGGAGAGAAAAAAAACACCUCCAUAGAUGCAAGAAAAAGGGGCAAAGGUGAUACUAAGCCCUUUGGCUAUUAGAUAUUCUUCCAGAAUGUGAACUCCUGGAGGCUUUUUCCUCUGCAACUUUCCAGUCAGCUGCCUCUUCUCCUUUUUUUUGUUUAUAUUUUUUUCUUUGCUCAAUCCUUUUUUGGGCGGCAGCAGGGGGAAAAUAAUUUGUGUUGGGGUUUGAAGCGAGUUUGAUCCCUUUUAGCCAAACUUUGGACAGUGGAUAGCCUGCAUUCCAAGAGCAGCUUCGGACAGGGGCAGUCCACUUUCUCGUUGACUUAGAUAUGGGUAGUCCCUAUUUGGUAAUAAAAGAUGGAUUUAAAUGCAGACUUUUCUCAGACUGCAGCUGAUGGGGGAUGGUCAUACUUAGUUUGGUUAAGUCAAAAUUGCCUUGUUGCCCAAAUUGAAGAUUUUGAGGAGAUGCUUGAUGUCAAGAGUUGGUCACUUGCAUCCAAUCCUGAGAAAUGAUUUCAGCAUGCCUGGUGGGAUGACCGGUUAAGGCCUAGAAGUAUCUUCGCCCUACCUUUUCCCUAUGGCUGGCUGGCGAAGGAGGAAAAAGCAUACUUCAUUUGCAAAGACAACUUUUAUGUUUAUGUCGUUUGAGAGUACCGCGCAAGUAAUUUACUACAAAAUAGUCUCCCAGGAGGUGUGGUGUAAAAAAAUACAAAACUGGGAAGAAGAGAACAAGAUGAUGCGAUGUGAGAGGGCACAUUUUUACUGAACACAUUCUAAAUUCUUACUUCUCACAAGAUUUGGGAGGACUGAGGACCAGAACUGUUAAUACUUGCAUAUGGAGAUGGUAAUGCAUAUCUUCUUUUGGACUGCUUAAAUUAUGUCUUUUAUUUCAUUUCUUACUUUCCCACUGUUAAAAAAGCAAGAAAUUAUUUUAUGUAGUAAAUGUGAACAAAUCUUUUUAAGGUAUGACUGGUCCCACAUUGCAAUAUUUUUAACUGUUACUGCCCAGUCAUGUAUAUUAGAUGGGCAGCUGUGUUUAUUAAAGAAAUAAACAUUAACAUGUCAUGCCCCUA
Pantherophis guttatus is the source of this 4779-nucleotide messenger RNA. It is a transcript of the gene SLX4, whose product is annotated as SLX4 structure-specific endonuclease subunit. Gene Ontology annotation, biological process: DNA repair; DNA replication; resolution of meiotic recombination intermediates. NCBI's taxonomy places the organism in Eukaryota, Metazoa, Chordata, Lepidosauria, Squamata, Colubridae. Gene Ontology annotation, molecular function: protein binding. Gene Ontology annotation, cellular component: nucleus; Slx1-Slx4 complex. The record is from RefSeq and is a predicted model, not a curated record.